This is a messenger RNA of Puntigrus tetrazona (Sumatra barb), 2876 nucleotides long. It is a transcript of the gene cyp2r1, whose product is annotated as vitamin D 25-hydroxylase. The transcript is spliced from 6 exons. The coding region runs from base 272 to 1792 and encodes 506 amino acids. Gene Ontology annotation, cellular component: cytoplasm; intracellular membrane-bounded organelle. Lineage: Eukaryota; Metazoa; Chordata; Actinopteri; Cypriniformes; Cyprinidae. The record is from RefSeq and is a predicted model, not a curated record. Gene Ontology annotation, molecular function: heme binding; iron ion binding; oxidoreductase activity, acting on paired donors, with incorporation or reduction of molecular oxygen, reduced flavin or flavoprotein as one donor, and incorporation of one atom of oxygen. Gene Ontology annotation, biological process: xenobiotic metabolic process.
AAGAACGCUCUUGGAAAUGUAGCUGUGACUCUGCCCCAAUGAAAAGAAAUCGGUCUGAAUUCUCGCGAUCAAUAGUUCUGGCCACCGUUUAAUCAAACACAAUUCAAGUUAAUACAAAGCGCUCUUUCCGCCAGCCAAUCUUAGCCUUUAAGAGGCGGGGGAUAUAGAGCAACAUGUGCAAGAUGAUCUCCCAAUACACUGACUGACAGAGAACGGAGAGCAGGAAACUUUUCAGAAAGCCCAGAUUAUCCCAAAGUGUUUUGCAUCUAAGAUGGCAUCGAUUAAACGGUUGACAACUCUUUUCCCUGUUUCCUGGGAGCAAACGCUUAUAUGUCUGAGCAGUUUGUUCGUUACACUCUUCAUUUUGCUGGUAGUUCGCCAGCUCGUAAAGCAGCGGAGACCCCGAGGGUUUCCCCCUGGACCGACACCUUUACCCAUGAUAGGGAAUAUUCUGUCCCUAGCCACAGAGCCUCACGUCUACAUGAAGAGGCAGAGUGAUAUCCACGGACAGAUUUUCAGUCUAGACCUGGGAGGAAUCUCGACUGUUAUUCUAAAUGGUUAUGAUGCCAUUAAAGAGUGCCUAUAUCACCAAAGUGAGGUUUUUGCAGAUCGUCCAUCCCUCCCUUUAUUUCAGAAGAUGACAAAAAUGGGAGGCCUUCUGAACUGCAAAUACGGCCGAGGCUGGUUUGAACACCACAAACUGGCUAUGAACUGCUUCCGCUACUUUGGCAGCGGUCAGCGGAUGUUUGGGAGGAUUUCUGAGGAGUGCCAGUUUUUUCUCGACGCCAUUGACCAGUAUCAGGGGAAGCCCUUUAACCCCAAACAUCUCGUGACCAAUGCCGUCUCCAACAUCACCAACCUCAUUAUCUUCGGGCAACGCUUCACCUAUGACGAUGGCGAUUUUCAACACAUGAUUGAGAUCUUCAGUGAAAAUGUGGAGCUGGCAGCCAGUGGUUGGGCUUUCAUGUACAACGCCUUCCCCUGGAUGGAGUAUGUGCCCUUCGGGAAGCACCAAAAGCUCUUCCGCAACGCCAACAAGGUCUACGACUUCCUACUGCAAAUCAUCAAGCGCUUCUCACAGGAUAGGGUACCCCAGUCGCCGCAACAUUACAUUGAUGCCUACUUGGACGAAAUGGAGCAGAGCACCACUGAUAAAGCUACAUCUUUCUCUCAAGAUAAUCUCAUUUUCUCCGUUGGAGAACUCAUCAUUGCGGGCACAGAGACUACCACAAAUUGCCUGCGCUGGGCUAUGCUCUACAUGGCUCUGUAUCCCAGGAUACAAGAGAAGGUCCAAAUGGAGAUCGAUUGCAUCCUGAAUGGCAGACCACCUGCUCUUGAAGACAAGCAGAGGAUGCCGUAUGUGGAGGCAGUGCUGCAUGAAGUCCUGCGCUUUUGCAAUGUCGUCCCACUGGGCAUCUUCCGCGCGACAUCUCAAGAUGCAGUGGUGCGUGGCUACACUAUCCCCAGGGGCACCAUGGUCAUCACUAACUUGUACUCGGUGCAUUUUGAUGAGAAGUACUGGAGUGACCCAUCCAUCUUCUGCCCAGAGCGGUUCCUUGACUGUAAUGGCAAAUUUGUCCGGCAUGAAGCGUUUCUUCCUUUCUCUAUAGGUAAGCGGCACUGUCUGGGAGAGCAGUUGGCCAGGCUAGAGAUGUUCUUGUUCUUCACCACGUUGCUCCAGAGGUUUCAUCUUCAGUUCCCCGAAGGCUUUAUUCCAAGCCUCUCCCCGAAACUAGGCAUGACCCUUCAGCCUCGGCCGUACUCCAUAUGUGCCAUCAGGAGACAGCAGUAAAACUUGCCCUGCCCUCUUCACACACUAGUUUAAAUACCCCUGACUCGGAACAGGCAAAGUACACAUCCGCUCCCAUGCAAAACACAGAACACACAAAAUGACACAGACAGGCAAAAAUCAAUUGAGGAGAGUGAAACUCUUGUUCAGGGAUGGUGCUUUUAUGACAGCUAUAAAUAAUAACAAAAAAGUCAAUUCUCCCCCACAACCCUGAAAAGGCUGAAUGGUUACAUCAGACAUUGCUAUCUAAAUGCUACAUAAAAAAAGUGAAUGCCAUCAUAAAGUACUGAUGACAGGAACGGUCGGAGGUUACUGUGGUGCGACGAACCCCCCAAAAGUGAGAUACCACAGUCGAGCGAGUGGUCAACACGAGGGGAUGGGGCGCCGUGAUGCUCUGAUCCGCCGUCACCCCGCUUGGCGACCUGAAUGAUGUUCAGAGCCCAGCCCGGGUGAGCUCAGUGAAGUGAAGGGGAAGGGGGAUGAUCUGAGCCAUAGCGGAGUCCCGGAUCCAAGAACUGAUGAACACACAGUCUGGACAGAAAAAGAGAGACAGAACGAGGGAGAGAGAGAGAGAGAGAGAGAGAAGCACCACAAGCUGCUUUGGAUGCGCACAAGCCCCCAACACAGAACACACCCUGAGCACAGGCCAAAAAAAGUGACUAAUGAACAAACCCACAAAGGGAGACAGAGACAGGGAGGCAUCCGGCAUCGCCGCCAGCUUUAGAAAUUAGGGGCUUUCGGCAAAGAGUGGUUAUGGGUAGGAACAAAAGACAGUGCACCAAAAAAAAAAAAAAAAAAAAACAACAAACUGAAAAACACAACACCCAAACACAUCCAACAUCUGUAAAUAGCAUUAGAUUAAUAAAAAACAAAAAAAACUCCUGAAACAAGAUGAUAAUUACAUGGUCUCAAUGUACAAUAUAUGUCAGCCGUAUGUAGAAAACAGACGCAUUGUUGAUUAAUUAAAAAUAUAUAAUAUAAUAUAUAUAUUUAUAUAUGCAAGUAUUCUUUCUGUGCAGAGGUUAAACACUUGUUUGGUAGUAAAAUGUGCACAUUUAUAUCUUUUUUUUUUUUUUUUUUUUUUUUU